AUGUCAUUGCCUAUCUUCGCGCUUCGGACAUGCCUGAGAUGUCAGUCAGUAUACCCUCGUGUGGCCUCAGCCUCAACAUCGACCGUUACUCGAUCGAUGACAUCUUCCAAUCGAUAUCUCAACACAGACGUCGAUACCUCAUCACAGUCAGAUAAGAAGAUCAAUACAUGGUUCCUCAAUCAACCAUCUGGACCUCUUCCUCUUGCCUCUUCAUCAAAACGAGUUGAAUCUUCCCCACAGAUGUCACCAUCAUCCGAAGAUACACAAUCUAUACCCUCUAUACCUACGUCCACACCCCCAAUCCUGCUUCCCCUCCAUACCUUUCUCACAUCAUCCACAAGCGAAGCUUCCGACGUACUUCAUCGACAUACUGUCCAAGUGUACGAUACUACCUCCCUAUCGCAGUAUCUAGACGAGAGGGGCCAGGGAGAUUUGGUGAAAGGUGAAGAAGGUUCCGGCGGAUGGUAUGAUUGGGUUAUAACUGUUCAGGUGAAAGGGAGGGGAAGGGGGGUGGUAAGUAGAGGAGAUGGAGUGCUGAGAAGAUGGCUUCUCAAAAACCCACUUCAUCCUUCCAUACCGGCCUCACCACAUGAAUAUCCCAAAACACCCCGUAUACCCCCUGACUCAGAUUGGUCCAUCGUCCCUCUCAAUCUUGGUCCAGAUGCCGAGUUCAGAGCGUGUGUGAAUCUGUUGAGUGAGGAGGGGGCGAGCAGGUGGAAAUUGGAUGAACUCUGGAAAAAAGCGCAGUAG
This is a messenger RNA of Kwoniella botswanensis, 750 nucleotides long. RefSeq lists its product as uncharacterized. The transcript is spliced from 2 exons. The coding region runs from base 1 to 750 and encodes 249 amino acids. NCBI's taxonomy places the organism in Eukaryota, Fungi, Basidiomycota, Tremellomycetes, Tremellales, Cryptococcaceae. The record is from RefSeq and is a predicted model, not a curated record.